AUGGAUGACCCGCCCCCGCCCGUUGCGCCCGUCCUUGACGAACAAAAAUACCGAACAGAUGUCCUCCACCUCGACUCGGCAGACGCAGAACAAGCGCGGGCGCAACAACUUGCCGACGAAGCGCGCACUCUCGGCCUGAAAGUUCCUGACAUCGAAGCUGCGGCUCCGCUGGCCGCCUCGAUCGCCUCAGGAAUGGUCGAUCUUUCCUCGCCAGUCCUCUCAUCAGGCUCAUCGACUGAUCGGAAUUCCCUCGCCGAUGGCUCCGUCACCCCCUCCUACGAACCUUCCUCUCCGUCCCCGCUCGAUCAAGUCGUCUCCUCCCCGUCCUCAAUCACAAUUGCCUCUGAGCGCGCGAAGCCUGGCAGUACGCGCUCGCUCGCUUCGCUCUCCACGAGGCCGACCUCGUAUUGUUCCAGCGAGAGCCGGACGCUCCCCGGCGCCUAUGCGUAUGGUAAAAAUGCGGAUAGUUUGUCGGUUCCCGUGAAUCGCAUGUCAAUGCUCAGCGUUGCGUCGGCGGACAAGAAAGAGAAACGAAGAAGUAGCAUUAAGAAUGCCAUUGGACGGAUCCAGUUUCGCAGGAAGCGGCCCUCUAGCGCCCUGCUCCCGCCGGAUUCACAAGUUCUAGUCUCAAAGGGCGACACGGGCGUGGACCAUGUAUACCUCGAGCAAAAGAAACAGGCACCAACAAGCAACGACGUGCUCCCCCGUCCGCCAACAUCAGAAUCUCUCGCGAAAUUGGAGGUCCCUCUCUUCGAUCAGGAAUCGCUGCAGAGAAGCUUGGAUGACCCAGAGCUUAGCGAGAUGUUAGAGCGACAUCGAUUGGAGAAGGACAGACAUAUGGCAUUCCAAGAUGCCGCCCUCAGCAUUGCGCGGCAAAGACAUCAGACCGCCAUUUCGGACCGGUAUUCAGACAACGAGCGUCUGGAGGAAGAGAAGCGUGUUAAGAACACAGCUGCCGCCAGUCGACUAGAGGAGCGCCAACUCGCCAUCGAAAUGGAACAGCAGCGGGAAUUUGAACGCGCGAAAAUGAACUCGCGCACUCGCAUCAAGCAUAUGGAGGGUUAUUUCCGAAAUGCCAGUCCCCCGCCUUCGCCUUCCCCCAGCCUAAGCACAGCGCAACAAUCUUCCGAGUCGAUGAUCUCCGAGACAAACGGGACCCCGCCAGCCCGCCGCAUCACGCAGCAACAGAAAGAGCAGCUCGAGCAGCAAUACCACGCGCACGAGUCAAUGGACGCCCUCCACGAAGCCCGCAUCAAGGUCCUCCGAGACCGGCAGGAAAUGAAAUUAUCGGACGCUAUUGAGCGGAUGGAGCGCGAACUGGACACGCUGUGCGAGCAGAAUAUCAAGAAUAUCAAAACUUUGCAGGUUGAGCAUCGGGACGAGGAAACGGCUGUUAUCAAAGCGUUGGAUUCGAAAAAAUUGGAGCUGCAGCGUCGUUGGCAUUUGGAAGAAGCUAUUUUGCGCCACGGGCUUGAACAAAGAAAUGGGCUUGUCUACGGACCCCUGCCGGUGAUCUCUUUCAGCGUUGCUGUUGCUGUUGCUGAUGAUUCUGAGGCCGAGGCUAAGGCUGACAGCCCGGAAUGUGCUAUUUCUGUUUCGGAGGCUUCGUCUGUUGCUGCUGGGCAGAUUUAG
This is a messenger RNA of Penicillium manginii, 1632 nucleotides long. RefSeq lists its product as uncharacterized. The transcript is spliced from 2 exons. Bases 1 to 1632 code for a protein of 543 amino acids. The record is from RefSeq and is a predicted model, not a curated record. Lineage: Eukaryota; Fungi; Ascomycota; Eurotiomycetes; Eurotiales; Aspergillaceae.